CACCACGGGAAGGGAGCAGCCAUGUGCGACAGCCCCAGGCCUGACUUCCCGAGCUCUUCGGUGGACAGGUCAUCUGGACUGAGAGGAGGGGCAGGACCCAGCCACAGGACACCGCAACACAAGCACUCUGAGCAGUCCCCACAAACGGCAUCACAGGAGAGCUGAGCACAGCCAAGGGGGUUCACAUGGACAAACUGCUAACAAAGCACACCUGGAAUGGUUUCUGGCUGAACCCCUGGGACCAGGGGGGCCUGGUAGUGAUCAUCUUAUUUAUUACCAUGGUCCUGUUCCUCAUCUCUUUCGCUGUUAUAUUUGGUUUACUAUGUCCGCCUGACAGGGACAACCAUUGUGAAGGGUUGUGACCUGACUUCCUGUGGGCCAAGAAGGGGGUCAAUGUUAUACAUUCUCAAAACGCCUCGUACCUUUUCUUCAAAGCCCUUUUAAGUCUGGAAUUAUACAUUUUUAUGUGAUUAUCUGAUAAGUGCCUGUCUUCCCCACUGGACCAAGCACCAAAAAGGAGGGGAUGGUCUUUCUGUUCACCAUGCACCCCCAUAUCUGAUGGGCCUCACACAGAGUCAGUAUCAAUCACUAUUUGCUGGUUGAAUAAAUGAAUGAAUGAACAAAUGAGCAAA
This is a messenger RNA of Camelus dromedarius (Arabian camel), 632 nucleotides long. It is a transcript of the gene ERLN, whose product is annotated as small integral membrane protein 6. Bases 186 to 362 code for a protein of 58 amino acids. NCBI's taxonomy places the organism in Eukaryota, Metazoa, Chordata, Mammalia, Artiodactyla, Camelidae. The transcript has 3 exons. The record is from RefSeq and is a predicted model, not a curated record.